Messenger RNA from Sander lucioperca (pikeperch), 1931 nucleotides. It is a transcript of the gene rragd, whose product is annotated as ras-related GTP binding D. Lineage: Eukaryota; Metazoa; Chordata; Actinopteri; Perciformes; Percidae. Gene Ontology annotation, cellular component: Gtr1-Gtr2 GTPase complex; nucleus; lysosome. Bases 159 to 1334 code for a protein of 391 amino acids. Gene Ontology annotation, molecular function: GTP binding; GTPase activity. The record is from RefSeq and is a predicted model, not a curated record. Gene Ontology annotation, biological process: cellular response to amino acid stimulus; cellular response to starvation; regulation of autophagy. The transcript is spliced from 7 exons.
AAGGAGCGGCUGCAGUGUGUCAGACUCAGUCAGUCUGGAGGGGGGUGAAAGUUCACCAGAAUGGCUCUCACAUAUCAGGUGACAAUGUGGGAAAGUUGGACACCACACGCGGCUUGAAACCAAACCCAAAACAAGGCGAAGGGAGAAGAAGUAUAAGCAUGUCGAAUGAGAUGGUUUCGGCAGCGUUGAGCGGGGAGGAGGAGGAGGACACAGCCCUGGGAUAUUACGACGACGAAGACGACCUGGAGGCGUUUUCAGACGCAGAGCUUGGCUGUGAGGACGGAGUGUUCAGCGAUUCUCUGAACGGAGAGGUCAAACCUCGUAUACUGUUGAUGGGCCUGAGGAGGAGCGGGAAGUCCUCCAUCCAGAAGGUGGUUUUCCAUAAAAUGUCGCCCAAUGAGACCCUGUUCCUGGAGAGCACCAAUAAGAUCUGCAGAGAGGACGUCUCCAGCAGCUCCUUCGUCAGCUUCCAGAUCUGGGACUUCCCCGGCCAGAUCGACUUCUUUGACCCCACCUUUGACUAUGAAAUGAUCUUCAGAGGCACCGGGGCGCUAAUCUUUGUCAUCGACUCACAGGACGACUAUGUGGAGGCUCUGAGUAGACUGCACCUCACAGUGACCCGGGCCUACAAAGUCAACCCAGAGAUCAACUUCGAGGUGUUCAUUCACAAAGUGGACGGCCUGUCAGACGACCAUAAGAUCGAGAAGCAGAGGGACAUUCACAAACGAGCCAACGAUGACCUGGCAGAUGCAGGCCUGGAAAGAAUACACCUGAGCAUCUAUUUAACCAGUAUAUACGAUCACUCCAUAUUCGAGGCUUUCAGUAAAGUGGUCCAGAAGCUUAUUCCACAGCUCCCCACGCUGGAAAAUCUGCUCAACAUCUUCAUAUCUAACUCCGGCAUUGAGAAGGCCUUCCUGUUCGAUGUGGUCAGUAAGAUCUACAUCGCCACAGACAGCAGUCCAGUGGAUAUGCAGACGUAUGAACUGUGUUGUGACAUGAUCGAUGUGGUCAUUGACAUCUCCUGCAUCUAUGGCCUGACGGACGGUGAAGCUGGUUUACCCUAUGACGAGGAGUCUAUGGCCAUCAUCCACCUGAACAACACCACAGUCAUGUACCUGAAGGAGGUCACCAAGUUCCUCGCCAUGGUCUGCUUCCUCCGCAAGGAAAGCUUUGAGAGAAAAGGACUGAUUGACUACAAUUUCCACUGCUUCAAGCAAGCCAUCCAGGAGGUUUUUGAUGUCCGAGUAAAGGUUCAACAGAAUCGUAAACUUCUCAGUCAGAGGAGGUGGAGCAAACUGACUAUGACCAAUGGAGAGCUCGGCAACGCCCACUGAGGACUGAUGACGUCACAUCAGACAGCCAAAUGUGCCUGAGCUGCACCCCGACAAAUCCAUGAGACUCCGUCCUCAUUCAGAGGGGCACAUCCGAUUUUUUUUUUUUUAUCUUGCUGGGAGUCGUUCGGUCUGUUCAAUCCACACCGACUCCUACCGCCAUCGUCUCAGUUAACACGUUCUCACUCGCAUCAAAAAGCGACGCUCGGUCAGGUGCCUUUGGUGUUUGGAAUUGACGCAAAAAGUCUCCUUUAGCGUCAUAUUUAGAAGCACUUAGUUGGGACUCUUGGCGUCGCUAUUUGAUGCUCUCGGGACUCGAGUCUAGCCCCUUUGGCGUCAUAUUUAGACGCGCUUGGUCGGUACUAUUGGUGUCACUUUUUGACGCUCUGGGUCAGGACAAAUGUAUGACAGUUAGGUUUAGUAAAAUAUUGUGGGUGGGGUUACAAAAUGUACGUUGCAGGGACGUAGGGAACAAGAACGGGACACGAACCCCAGUCUCCUGGGCGAAAGUCUUGUGUUGUUUGACUCAUCUACCACUCCAACCUGCCUCGUUAUGCAGAUUUUUUUUUGGUCUUUCAUACUACUCGCUACCGUUGUCGC